CUUCUAGGGAAGGGAAGAUGGUAAAUAUGGAUGCUGCCAGCAACCAAACUUUAAUUCCUGAAAAGAAUUCUUGCGAAAGGGUACGAUCAGAGGGGAUUACAGCUCAAGUAAACGAAAACGAGAGAACAGAGAGGUUGAUGAUACUGAAAAUAGUCAAUGAAAACUUCAAAUCGUACGCUGGGAUACAAGAGCUUGGGCCAUUUCAUAAGAAUUUCACCUCAAUUGUUGGUCCAAAUGGUAGUGGUAAAUCAAAUGUCAUUGAUGCUAUGUUGUUUGUAUUUGGUUAUCGCUCCAAUAAAAUCAGGUCAAAGAAGAUAUCAAAUCUGAUUCACAAUUCGGCAAAUCAGCAGAAUAUUCAAAGCUGCACAGUUUCUGUGUAUUUUCAAAAAAUAACAGAUCUGCCUGGCAACGACUAUGAAGUUAUACCGGACAGUGAGAUUGUUGUGUCAAGAACAGCUCGUAAAGACAAUACCUCAGACUAUUAUUUAAAUGGUCGAAAGACCCCAUUCAAAGAGGUUGCUUCUGUCUUACGUGGAUGUGGUAUUGAUCUGGAUCAUAAUCGCUUCCUUAUAUUACAGGGGGAAGUUGAACAAAUUUCGAUGAUGAAACCCAAAGCUUCAACAGAACACGAGGAGGGAAUGUUAGAGUAUUUGGAGGAUAUCAUUGGAUCAAGUCGUUAUAAACAGCCCAUAGAGGAUUGUGCAAAAUCUGUGGAAGAAUUAAACGAAGCUAGAGGAGAAAAGCUAAAUCGCGUAAAGGCUGUGGAAAAGGAGAAAAAUGAAUUAGAGGGCAGUAAAAAUGAGGCAGUCGAAUAUCUGAACAUGCAAAACAGCAUAUGCAAUGAAAAAAACAAACUUUAUCAAAAAAACAUAUAUGACAGCCAUGGUGCAGACACAGAAGCAAAGGAGGAAAGAGACCGAGCUAAGGAAACUUACAGCGAACUUAAAAGGAAAAUGGAGGAGUGUACAGGGCGGAAAAAAGCCAAAGGCAAAGAACUAAAGAAGCUUUCAAUGAGUCAAGAAAAACAGGCUCAAGUCGCUGAAGAAAAAAAAGCGGCUUUCAACGAGUUUGAAAGAAACGACUUGAAAUUAAGAGAAGAAUUGAAACAUAGAAAAGGCGAAAGUAAGAAAAUAGAAUCAAAUUUAGCAAAAGAAAAGAAAAAGUUGGAAGUAUUGAUGGAAGAACCUGGGAAAAAUCAAAAGAAGCUCGAAGAACUCGAAGCAAAGAAAUUGUCGGUUGAGGAAAAGAAAAAAGUUGAAGACUCUAAACUGAAUGAAAUUAUGGCAGGUUUGAAAGUGGAAACACAAGGUCUUCAGGUUGAAAAAGAGGCAAAAGAACGUCAGCUUUUAGAGCUGAGCAAGUCCGUCAACGCAGCUAAAUCAAAGCUUGACGUCGCUAUGAGUGAACUGGAAAUAUACAGUACUCAACAAGAUGGCUUAAAAAAUCAGAUGAAAGAGGCCAUGGAAAACCUCAAGAAUGGCAAAGAAAAAUUGAAAGACUUGAAAAGAGACAUGGAGACAAUAACUAAGGAACUUCCCGAGAACAAAAAACAACUCAGUAAAACUAAAAAGGAUUUGGAGAAAGUUGAACACGAAGAAAAGAAACUUUGCGAUGAGUUGCGGUUAUCUCGUUCAAAAGCCGAAGAAGCAAGAAGUGCACUACAUGCUGUUAGUAGUAGAGGAAAGGUUCUAGAAGCCUUGUUGAAGGAAAAGCAAUCAGGAAAUUUGAAAGGAGUGUACGGAAGAUUGGGUGAUCUAGGUGCGAUUGAUGAUAAAUAUGACGUUGCAAUAAGCACUGCUUGUGGACCUCUAGAUAACAUUGUAUGCGAUACGAUUGAUAUUGCUCAAAAAUGCGUCAACUUUUUGAAAAGAAACAACAUUGGCUCGGCCACAUUCAUUGCUUUGGACAAGAUGGAGCAUUGGAGAAAGAAUGCCACGAGUACAAUUAAAACACCAGAAAAUGUUGCCAGGUUGUUUGAUUUAGUGAAAUUGAAAAACGACAAAUUAAAAACGGCAUUUUAUUUCGCCUUACGAGAUACUCUUGUUAGUAAAGAUCUUGAGCAAGCUACUCGUAUUUCAGAUAAGGGCGGCAAGAGAUGGCGUGUUGUGUCCCUGGCAGGAGAACUUGUUGAACAAUCAGGGGCGAUGACUGGUGGGGGCACUAAAGUCAGUCGCGGAAGAAUGGGAUCAAGUGUUGUACAGAACGUCACUCCACAAGAACUUAAAGAACUUGAGAAGAAACUUGAAGCGCAAACACAUCGGCUUGAGGAAUGCCGAAGCUCAAAAAAGAGUUUGGAAGAAGCCCAGGACGAUUUGAUAAAGACUGUUACAUCACAAGAGCAUCAACUUCAGAAAAACAAAUUGGAAGUUCAAGCGCUGACUGAACAAGAAAGAGUUUUGAAUGAUCAAAUUAAGAAUCUUCAGAUUCAGUUAGAACAAACAGUGCCAGAUCAAAAUCACCUCCAAAAACUGGAAACGAAAGUGAAAGAGAGCGAAAAAGAAUGGAAAAAAGAAUCAUCCGUAUCUACAAAAGUUGAAGCUGAAAUACAAAGUUUGCAUAAGCAAAUAAUGGAUAUCGGUGGCUCAAAACUGAAGGCACAGCAGGCAAAAGUGGACAUAUUUAGUAAAGGGAUUGAUGAAAUUACUCGGGAAAUAACUAAAACAAACGUUGCUUUAAAGUCAUCAAACAGAAAUAUUGCUAAAUCGGAAGAGAAAAUUCUAUCCCUUGAAAAGGAAAUUCAAGAAAAUAAAGACGCUAUUGAAGCACUGCAGAAAGAAUUCAAUGAACUUGAUCAAAAUGCGGCAAAGGUCUUCGCUGAUUUUAAUGAAGCGCAGAAACAAAUGAAGGAAUGUGUGGAAACGUUAUCGUCAUUGAGAAAGGAAUACGAACAGGUGGAAGAGGAAUAUAAUAAAAUGAAGAGCGAGGAGGUCGAUAUAAAAAAUUAUUUGGAGAAAUGUGAUUCUCACGUGAAAGAAAAUGACGCUAAAAUUAGACAUUGGAAAAAUCAGAUCAGUAAACUAGAAAUUCAGUCAGUUGGUUUGAACAAUGAAGAUGAACAGACAUUGCCUACGUUCAAUGAAAACGAGCUGCAAAAUUUUGAUAAGACCGCCAUUAAGAAUGAAAUCGAAGCUUUGGAAGAAAGGUUGCGUGAGAUGACACCAAACAUGGCAGCCAUUGAGGAAUAUCGUAAAAAGGAAGAGCAGUACCUACAACGUGUGAACGAGCUUGACGAGAUCACCGAACAACGUGACAACAAGCGAAAGGAGUAUGAAACUUUGAGAACGAAGAGAUUGAACCAGUUUAUGGAAGGAUUUUUGACUAUCACGAUGAAGUUAAAGGAAAUGUAUCAGAUGAUCACUCUCGGUGGUGAUGCGGAGUUGGAACUUGUUGAUAGCUUGGAUCCUUUUACUGAAGGUGUCGUCUUUAGCGUCAGACCACCAAAAAAAACAUGGAAAAACAUCUCGAAUCUUUCUGGUGGAGAAAAAACACUCAGCUCGUUAGCUCUCGUGUUUGCUCUUCAUCACUUCAAACCUACACCAUUGUACGUGAUGGAUGAGAUAGACGCAGCUCUUGAUUUUCGGAAUGUUUCCAUUGUUGCUCAUUAUAUCAAAGAGCGAACUAAGAAUGCACAAUUCAUAAUCAUCAGUUUGAGAAACAACAUGUUUGAACUGGCAGAUCGUCUUGUUGGUAUAUACAAAACUCAUGACUGUACAAAGAGUGUGACCAUCAAUCCAUCCUUAGUUGCUUCUAAAUGCUCAAUGGUUCAAGCUGAGACAUAAAAAACAACAAAAAGAUAAGUUUUUCAUUUAAUAUCUCAUUGUAUAUGGUGGUAUAUCAUUUAGUGGUGUGGUAGCAAAUAUAUAUAUAUUUACAUAUAUGUAUGGUAUGUGCAAUGGUUUGUGGAAGGACGAAGCAUGUAGUAUAAAAAUUGGAAGGUAUCACACCAUGCUGGUACAAUACAUUACAAAAACAAA
Messenger RNA from Xenia sp. Carnegie-2017, 3974 nucleotides. RefSeq names its product structural maintenance of chromosomes protein 4-like. NCBI's taxonomy places the organism in Eukaryota, Metazoa, Cnidaria, Anthozoa, Malacalcyonacea, Xeniidae. Bases 18 to 3779 code for a protein of 1253 amino acids. The record is from RefSeq and is a predicted model, not a curated record. Gene Ontology annotation, molecular function: protein binding; ATP binding; ATP hydrolysis activity. Gene Ontology annotation, biological process: mitotic chromosome condensation. The transcript is spliced from 36 exons. Gene Ontology annotation, cellular component: chromosome.